GCCCCUGAUCCACUCUCCGCUUCCCGCUCCGAUCGACCUGCUCCCUCCCCACCACCGAGCCCAUGGCGGACCAGCUCACCGACGACCAGAUCGCCGAGUUCAAGGAGGCCUUCAGCCUCUUCGACAAGGACGGGGAUGGUUGCAUCACGACCAAGGAGCUGGGCACUGUCAUGCGCUCGCUGGGGCAAAAUCCUACAGAGGCUGAGCUCCAGGACAUGAUCAACGAGGUCGAUGCUGAUGGCAACGGCACCAUCGAUUUCCCAGAGUUUCUCAACCUUAUGGCUCGCAAGAUGAAGGACACCGACUCUGAGGAAGAGCUCAAGGAGGCCUUCCGUGUGUUUGACAAGGACCAGAACGGCUUCAUCUCGGCCGCCGAGCUCCGCCAUGUCAUGACAAAUCUUGGUGAGAAGCUAACUGAUGAGGAGGUGGACGAGAUGAUCCGUGAGGCUGAUGUCGAUGGUGAUGGCCAGAUCAACUACGAGGAGUUUGUCAAGGUCAUGAUGGCCAAGUGAGCCACAGAACCAUAAUCUGAAGGCAGAGAAGAUUAUGCAUUGCAUAUUAGUCAAGAUGCAACUUUUUAUUCCAUCGACUUCUAGUGAAACAUUCUGCUAGUUGUAGUUGCUGAAAAAGGCAAUGUAGUUCCUGCUUUGUUCUUCCCUCCAGUGUGUUUUCAGAACUGUUGUUUCAUGUGAACUUGUAAUGAUUGCCCUCUCUGCUGUGUCUUGAUUGCAGUUAAAAUCAUAUGUAGUUUCACCCCACCCACACAUCAACUUCUGUUUCACGCUGUUUGUAUCAAUGGAUGGCCCGUUGUUUUUAGUGCAAUGAUCUUUAGUUACCGUGGCA
Messenger RNA from Zea mays, 843 nucleotides. RefSeq lists its product as uncharacterized. Lineage: Eukaryota; Viridiplantae; Streptophyta; Magnoliopsida; Poales; Poaceae. Gene Ontology annotation, cellular component: myosin II complex. The transcript is spliced from 2 exons. Gene Ontology annotation, molecular function: calcium ion binding. Bases 63 to 512 code for a protein of 149 amino acids. The record is from RefSeq and is marked validated.